Messenger RNA from Coregonus sp. 'balchen', 10052 nucleotides. NCBI's taxonomy places the organism in Eukaryota, Metazoa, Chordata, Actinopteri, Salmoniformes, Salmonidae. The record is from the annotation of a GenBank genome assembly.
CUAAAGAAAUUCAGCUUGCCACAUGUGCGGGAGGUUUUUGUACGAGCAGUAAUAGGGAUUGUAUCACUGUGGGCCACUUUUGGUAGCGGCACCAGACUUGAUGUUGGAAGUAAGUAACAAGCUCUUUUGAUAUUAAUUUUAGCUAAUUGUUUUUGGUAUUUCACUUUCUUAAACUCUGUCUACGCGAUUUUACAUAUUUUACUUUCUAAAAAAUAUAGUUAUUUCUAUUAUUUUUGACGAAGCCUUCUUUCAAAUAACAUUUUAUUGAACCAAAAUGUUAAAAUGUAGGUGUUUAUGUAUAUGUCUGGUUUGAUGGAUUGCAGAGUAUAAUUCUAGAAUGAUAACUACUUAAUAAUAUUGAAUAUAGAUGUGGCAUUAUGUAUUAUUGUUUGCGUGGGAUUGUUGAUCUUUAACUCUCAAAUAUUUUUGGUUAAAUUGAGCUUUUGAAUGAGCCUUCUUUCAAAUAGAUAUUUAUGGAAUCAAAAUGAUAAAUUGUAGGAUUAUUUGUAUGUCUGAUUUGUAUAUUUCCUAAUUCUGAUAUAAUAACUAUUUAAUAGUAUUGUAUAUAGUAUUCAUCAUUGUUGAAUUGUGUUCAUGGUAGACUUCACUGUUAGUGUGAAGACAAAGGGUCUCAGUUAUGUUUGUAACAGACUUCAUGAUCUAACAAGGCUGAUAUGUGAUGAAAAUACUAUGAAUAUGAGUAGGCUAUUCUGAUCAGAUCCAUUCCUAAACUAUAUCUGUAUGACAUGUAUAACUGACACUGUAUGACUAGUAACUCUAGUUAUUUAACCACUUUAUACUUGUUUGGUUCAUAAAUCUGCUUUGUAUCAUAUUACUUUAGUGUUUUCUCCACAUCUUUUAAACUAUCUAACUUCUACAUUCAUAUUUACAGGGCAUUUCCACUUCACAUUAUUUUGAUGUGUCUUUGCUGAAUAUUUUUUUUUACUGUUGCUGUACUUGAUGUAGUUACUUAGUUGAUGUGUUCUGUUUGUUCCAGGUAACAGUGUCCCCACCCUCACCGUCCUGGCCCCCUCUAGUGAGGAGCUGUCCAGUACAACAACAGUCACACUGACGUGUCUGGCCAACAAGGGCUUCCCCUCAGACUGGACCAUAAGCUGGAAAGUGGACGGGACCAGCAAGAAGCAGGAGGCCAGUCCCGCAGUCCUGGAGAAAGACGGCCUGUAUAGCUGGAGCAGCACCCUGACUCUCACUGCCCAGGAGUGGACCAAUGCAGGAGAGGUGACCUGUGACGCCCAGCAGAAAUCCCAGACUCCAGUCACCAAGACCCUGAGGAGGGCUGACUGUUCUGGGUAGGACCCCUCAGUCACACACCCCUGUGGAGAGAGGCUGUUGGUUCCUCUUCUUUGGCUCUGUUCUGAGAUCAGAUGUUCUCUGUCUUAUUGAUCACUGACAUGUAGACUAACAGGGGGCUUUGCUUGAGUUCAUGUGUCAAUCCUCUCUGUAGACUGAGGUUUUAUCAGUGUUAGAUUUGAUGUGCUCUGUUUUUUUAUAUAUUAGAUACUGUAGGAAUGUUUGCUUUGAUGCUUUGAUUAAUAGAUGAAAAUAAACAUUUUCCUUUGGAACAAAUAUUUUCGUUGUCUCUUUCAAUAAUUAGACUUUAGUCAAAUGUUGAAUGAUAUAGAAAUAUAUUUGUAAAGCCUGAUUCACAGUUUCUUUGAAAAUGAUCAGACCUAAAUGUCAUAGCUUAGUUCUAUAUCGUGGAGCUCCGCCCCAUAGGGGAGCUCUGCUCCUAUUGGUUUACCCACUGCCCUAAGGCAGCAACAGCCUGAGACAUAAUUAUGCACACACCUGCAGCCAAUAGGAGUACAGGUGUCCCUAUAAAAGGGGAUGCUUCCCCUCAAUCAGCCUCCCUUUAUCUUCAGCGACUGAACUAGACUGAAGAAGCCAAGAAGAGAUGAAGAGAAGACUCAGGACAAAGAAAUGCAGUCGAUUUUCCAGUUCAUCGACGUCGUCCUAAAUGAGCACACUAGGAGAUUUUCCACCCCCAAAAGCUAUUUUCAGAGCUCAAUGCCGCUGUGCCUCCUUGACAGCUGCGGACCCCCACAACCUAUGUUUUGUGUGUUUGGGUGCACAGCACGCCAAGGAUGGCGUCAGCGUUCCCCCUAAAUGCGCCAGCUGCGCCCUCCUUUCUUUGAAGGAGAGGAAGCAGCAGCGUGCAUUUUUUAGGGAGGAUAUUCCCCUACAGGACGUGCUCUCAGUUUUGGCCUCAGCUUCUGAGGCGUCAUCUGGAGAGGCUGACUCUGGGGAUGAUGGGGACGAGAUGGACGUUCCUAUGGAACAGUCCAGUCUCAAGACCCAGACUUUUAAGACCCCCUUUCCUUUGGAGAGUGAGAGGUCUUAUUCUUCCCUGGGCGAUGAAGACACAGGCUCUGAGAGGUCAGAAGCCCUGUCUUUCGCAGCGGCCUCUCUGCGCUCAGACUUCCCUGGGCUCAUUGAGAGGGCUGCUAGACGGCUAGAAAUAGCACUGCCCCCCAUUCCCACCGUACCGGAAGUGGAUAUGAUGGAGGGCGGCCCGUAUUCCAGAUCAUGAAGGGCUGCUGAGCCUCUGGCUCCAGCAAUGCCCUCAUUGGCUAAAUACGCGGAGGGCUCAUGGGAGGCGCCUAUGGAGGUGCGUUCGCCAGCCAAGGCGUAUCUCCCAUUUACCAGAGUGGAGGGAAGGCAACAGGGCCUCACAGAGGGAAUCCCCAGGCUGGAGAGCACCCUAGCGGCGUAUCUCGUGCCGGGUUCGAGUCCCUGGCCCUCUUCCAAGAAGGCCACUCUGCCUAUGCAAAAGGACCGACUCACAGCACGGCUGGUAGAGAAGUAUUUUACGUUGGGAGCCCAGGCUGUAGCAGCAGCCAAAAACAUUGCCCUCCUAGCGGCCUCUCUGUCCCGUCUAACGACGGGUAAGACUGAGCUCGGCAGGGAGGAAGUGAUUUCUGGCGCUAUUCUCCACCUGACGCAAGCGUCGGCUGUCUGUUCAUGGCCACUUCGGUGGCUGUGGAACGACAACUAUGGUUGUCAUUGACGACUAUGAAGGAAGCCGAUAGAGCGUCGCUCUUGAACGCCCCCUUCUCUAACGACGGAUUCUUCGGAGUAGCUGUUAAAGAAGCGACGGAGCGUUUUUCCAAGCUAGAUGAGGAGAGGAAACAGCUGGCCAGACACUUGCCAUUGGCAGGGAGAGCAGGCCACGUGACGCAGAGACUAUCGAACCCUACCGCCCCUAGUAGAGCAGGCUCUACUGCAAGGCGGCUCAAGAGUUCCUCUGUGGAGAUGGGAGUACCUUCCAGAAGGACAACCAUAUCUGCAGCACUCCACCAAUCAGGCGUUUAUAGUAGAGUGGCCCUAUUGAUUGAAUGGGGCGGGCUACCGUGUACACAAUGUAGAGUGACACUUUGUGUCAUCCAAUUAGUGGUCGGUAUUGUUGUAACAGGGUAUUGAGGUACCAUCUAUCUGCUAGUACAGAUUAGUAUGGCCCGUAUUCUGGUGAUCUGCCCGCUAGACAUUGGUGUUGCCAUUGGACUAGGUGGGGCGGAUUUGGACCGAUGACGCAGUAUACAGUGGGGAAAAAAAGUAUUUAGUCAGCCACCAAUUGUGCAAGUUCUCCCACUUAAAAAGAUGAGAGAGGCCUGUAAUUUUCAUCAUAGGUACACGUCAACUAUGACAGACAAAAUGAGAAGAAAAAAAUCCAGAAAAUCACAUUGUAGGAUUUUUUAUGAAUUUAUUUGCAAAUUAUGGUGGAAAAUAAGUAUUUGGUCACCUACAAACAAGCAAGAUUUCUGGCUCUCACAGACCUGUAUCUUCUUCUUUAAGAGGCUCCUCUGUCCUCCACUCGUUACCUGUAUUAAUGGCACCUGUUUGAACUUGUUAUCAGUAUAAAAGACACCUGUCCACAACCUCAAACAGUCACACUCCAAACUCCACUAUGGCCAAGACCAAAGAGCUGUCAAAGGACACCAGAAACACAAUUGUAGACCUGCACCAGACUGUGAAGACUGAAUCUGCAAUAGGUAAGCAGCUUGGUUUGAAGAAAUCAACUGUGGGAGCAAUUAUUAGGAAAUGGAAGACAUACAAGACCACUGAUAAUCCCCCUCACCCCGUGGGCUCAAAAUGAUCACAAGAACGGUGAGCAAAAAUCCCAGAACCUCACGGGGGGACCUAGUGAAUGACCUGCAGAGAGCUGGGACCAAAGUAACAAAGCCUACCAUCAGUAACACACUACGCCGCCAGGGACUCAAAUCCUGCAGUACAAGAUGUGUCCCCCUGCUUAAGCCAGUACAUGUCCAGGCCCGUCUGAAGUUUGCUAGAGUGCAUUUGGAUCAUCCAGAAGAGGAUUGGGAGAAUGUCAUAUGGUCAGAUGAAACCAAAAUAUAAUUUUUUGGUAAAAACUAAACUCGUCGUGUUUGGAGGACAAAGAAUGCUGAGUUGCAUCCAAAGAACACCAUACCUACUGUGAAGCAUGGGGGUGGAAACAUCAUGCUUUGGGGCUGUUUUUCUGCAAAGGGACGAGGACGACUGAUCCGUGUAAAGGAAAGAAUGAAUGGGGCCAUGUAUCGUGAGAUUUUGAGUGAAAACAUCCUUCCAUCAGCAAGGGCAUUGAAGAUGAAACGUGGCUGGGUCUUUCAGCAUGACAAUGAUCCCAAACACACUGCCCGGGCAACGAAGGAGUGGCUUCGUAAGAAGCAUUUCAAGGUCCUGGAGUGGCCUAGCCAGUCUCCAGAUCUCAACCCCAUAGAAAUCUUUGGAGGGAGUUGAAAGUCCGUGUUGCCCAGCGACAGCCCCAAAACAUCACUGCUCUAGAGGAGAUCUGCAUGGAGGAAUGGGCCAAAAUACCAGCAACAGUGUGUGAAAACCUUGUGAAGACUUACAGAAAACGUUUGACCUGUGUCAUUGCCAACAAAGGGUAUAUAACAAAUUAUUGAAAAAGUUUUGUUAUUGACCAAAUACUUAUUUUCCACCAUAAUUUGCAAAUAAAUUCAUUAAAAAUCCUACAAUGUGACUUUCUGGAAAAAAUAUUCUCAUUUUGUCUGUCAUAGUUGACGUGUACCUAUGAUGAAAAUUACAGGCCCCUCUCAUCUUUUUAAGUGGGAGAACUUGCACAAUUGGUGGCUGACUAAAUACUUUUUUCCCCCACUGUAUUGUGACACCAUGUAUUGUGAUACAGUGGUUACAGUACUGCGGGACUUGGUCGCAGCCAUUGCUAGGCCUGACCUUUUCAUUUCGAUGGGAAGUGUUGGGCUCGGCAGGGAGUAUAUUUUGGAGCGUUGCGCUCCGCCUUAAACCAAUAGGAGCAGAGCUCCCCAAUGGGGCGGAUCUCCACGAUAUAGAACGAUAGUUACCGGAGUGUAACUCCAGUUCUAUGAGUGGAGCGGAGCCCCAUAGGACUUAAGGCCCUGCCGACCCUCUCUAGUCUCGAUGAAGAUAAAUAUCUCAGGAGGCUGAUUGAGGGGAAGCGUCCCCUCUUAUAGGGACACCUGUACUCCUAUUGGCUGCAGGUGUGUGCAUCAUGUUGUCUCAGGCUGUUGCUGCCUUAGGGCAGUGGGUAAACCAAAAGGAGCAGAGCUCCCCUAUGGGGCUCCGCUCCACUCGUAGAACUGGAGUUACACUCCGGUAACUAUCGUUAUUUACUUAAAAACACAUUGUCAUUAAACUGUAGGUCAUAGUAACACAAGAUACUGCAAUGUUAACAGAUUAACAGGAGAGGUAACAGGAGAGGUCUAAAUACUACAAUGUUAACAGAUUAACAGGAGAGGUCUAGAUACAACAAUGUUAACAGAUUAACAGUAGAGGUCUUUCUUGGAAAGGUUUUUGCCAGGACAGCGGAGUCACUGACCACCUUCCGGAGACACUUGAAACCCUACCUCUUUAAGGAAUACCAAACGGCGGGCGUCACAAACACCAGACAUUUUCAACUUCAAUCGCUACAUCCACACUUAAUGCUACCCCAGAAUUCACCCCUUUCAAUGGUGCCCUGUUCCUAAGAGCAAAGCAAGAAACAGAUCUUGACCCAAGUUACGUGACACGGAGUGCCCUCUCCCUCUCAUCCUGGUUGCCUUCACUGAUUCAACUACCUCCAACUCCUUUCUCACCCACAAAACCACAAAUGGAUCUGCCAAAAGGCAAGGGUCCACCUUCUCCAAAAUGUCACUACUAUUGGUCCAGAUUCGUCUUUAUCAUGUCUGACACCAUUCUUCCUCAACACACAUCUUCCCACUACACUCAACUCUUCACCUUCUUCCUUGCUGUCCACAAUCACAUCUAUCCGUUCACUACGCUCUUGUCGCACCUUCAUCAGCUACAUUGCUUGCAGAGCACGCACUGAUGGCACUUCUCCAAAACCCAACUUCUGUUCCUUAGCCCAUUUUACAAGGCUAUCUCUGACCUCUCCAUGCUUCCGUCACCUUCUCACAACCUUCGUUCGUUGAAGAGGUUUGUGUGAGCAGCAGCAUUGUCCAGUCAAUCAUGGUCUUAAUUGGUUAACAAGCCUCAGCUGGGUUCAAUUAAAGAAUGGGAAGGUGCUGAAAAGGUGUGGCAGGAGAGAUGUUUUGCCUUGACAGAACCACAGAACAUUUUAGGGGGUUAUAAUCAUGUUAUAUAAUCUCCAUAAAUAUUGUUUAAUAUUUGCUUUAAAUUCACUACCUGACUGAGGGACUUUACAGAAGCUGGGUUAUUUAUUCUGAAAUGAUGUGAUACAUUACUAUUGCACAUAGAUGGAGUCCAUUCAAUUUAUUGUGUGACAUGUUACAAAAAAGGUUGUUUGCCAUAGCAACAGGGAAGGAAUAUUUAUGUAGUCUGAACCUAUGGGUGUUAUCACUUAAGGAAUGCUUUGACAUGAGAGGGGAUGAGUUGACAUAUUGUCAGCAUCACUGAUAUAUUUAGCUCAGUGUUUUAUAUUUCUGCAGGAUCGUCCAUGACGAUACCAGUGAUUUGGCCGCCUUCCGGAAAAGUCACUGUAGUGUCUAGAAGCCAUUGUAGGAGUCUAGAGAGUCCCCACAUGGUGCUAGUGAAGGAAACAUUAGUGUUUUAGAGCUGGAUGUUCAAUUAUAAUAGUGAAUAAUAUCAGUAAUGCUGUAUGCUAAAUGAACUAUUUUGAGAUUAAGUUGUGCAUGUCUUGUUGCCUCUGAGUUCAAAUAAAGAUAGUUUUGACAGUGCUACUCUAAUCUGGGACAAGCAGAACCACCCAGCCCUGUCUAUGUAAAUAUCAGUUUCACUCCCACAGCUACCAGUCUAAGAGUUGAAUAGUUCCACUGCCUGAAAUACCCUGGACUGGGCCAGAUGUAAGGGAGUGACUGGUUUUAACCUCUAUGGUGGAUUCAGGGAGGGAGAAACAAUAGAUAUGCCAUCAUGUAAUUAAUGACAGAUAAAAUUGAGAUUAUACUUUAUGAUAAUACUGUAUAGUGUAUGUCUCUACAUAAAUGUGUCUAAUGUUCGAGCCCAGCAUCAUGUCUCAUUCACAGAUCUAACAGUCAGUAACCUGAUCAUCAAAACAGUUAAUAUAAUGCUAGAUGAUCACAUCAAUAUUUGGUUGUGAGGUACAUAUGGGGAUUUGAUUUAGGGAGGCUGAAGCUGAUGUAACACCACCUUUAUUUAUUUUUUACUUCUGUAGAUCUGACUCUGCAUAGGGACAGGUAUUGUGUGUUUUAAAACUUCAUUUAACUUUUAUAAGUCCACUUUCCGACCAUGACAACAAUUUUUCACAAGCAUGAUGAUGAUGAUGAUGGGGAACAUGUGAUCUGAAUGAUGCUAUCUAAACAUAUUAAAAGUUGACUUCACUAACCAGUGUUCCAUGUCACUGUCUCUUCCCCCUCAGCACCUGCAGUAGGUCCCAGCUGUAGCAGUACAGUCACUGUGCAGUCUGACUUAGGGAGGUUUUUGUAUGGCUCUGUAUCACUGUGUGAACACAUUCCCUAUUGUAUUAUACUAGUACUUCAGUACUAUCAGUCCCUAUUGUAUUAUUCUAGUACUUCAGUACUAUCAGUCCCUAGUGUAUUAUACAAGUAUUUCAGUACUAUCAGUCCCUAUUGUAUUAUACUAGUACGUCAGUACUAUCAGUCCCUAUUGUAUUAUACUAGUUCUGCAGUACUAUCAGUCGCUAUUGUAUUAUACUUGUACUUCAGUACUAUCAGUCCCUAUUGUAUUAUACUAGUACUUCAGUACUUUCAGUCCCUAUUGUAUUAUACUAGUACUUCAGGACUAUCAGUCCCUAUUGUAUUAUACUAGUUCUUCAGUACUAUCAGUCGCUAUUGUAUUAUACUUGUACUUCAGUACUAUCAGUCCCUAUUGUAUUAUACUAGUACUUCAGUACUUCCUGUCCCUAUUGUAUUAUACUAGUUCUUCAGGACUAUCAGUCCCUAUUGUAUUAUUCUAGUAUUUCACUACUUUCAGUCCCUAUUCUAUUAUACUAGUACAUCAGUACUAUCAGUCCCUAUUGUCUUAUACUAGUAUUUCAGUACUAUCAGUCCCUAUUGUAUUACACUAGUCCUUCAGGACUAUCAGUCCCUAUUGUAUUAUACUAGUAUUUUAGUACUAUCAGUCCUUAUUGUAUUAUACUAAUACUUCAGUACUAUUAGGGUGGUACUGAGAAUGUUGUGGGCAUGAAGGUGCUCACUCUUGUGUGAAGGAGGUUUUUGUACGAAGACUUCACCAGAAUGAAAAAUUAAACUAAAUGUAACAACGUUUUGAGAUGUUAUCAUCUUCUCCAGAUACAUUUAUUUUAGACUAUAUCAUUUUAGAGAUUACUGUGGACAGAUUGGUAGAUUUUUAAAGGGCAGAGUCACCGAAGUGAGAGAAUUGUUCACAUACAACCUAGUUUAUUUGACAAUAAAAGUAUUUUAAUGUGACAUUUAAAAAGAUAUACAGUUGCACAUUUUGAUAUACAGUAUUGCAUGUCAGCUCAUUGUUCUGUUGAGAUGUAGCAACUACUUUUUCUAUAAUAUAAACAACACUUUUUAAAUUGUAUUCAUAGUAGAUGUUAACACUGACAUGGUUGAAAGAUGAAUCUCAUCUAUAGUUUUGAAUAGUAUUUUGAGGUCAUUUUGGGCUUGUAUCUCAGAGUAGAUGUGACAUAAAUUGAUAUGGAGAUUUCAUGUCUGAUUUGACAUUGUGAAUAUUAAAUGAUACUGUAUCCAGACUAUAUGAAAGUGAUUUUUAGUCUAAGGCUUCAUCUGUGUCCAGGAAAACCCCUCCUAGUUUUUUGUUGCUCUUGGUGUGCUAACCUGUAGAGCAUGAAUGUAACAUACAUGUAUCUGAUGGAUUGUUUUGUCUAAAAAUCCAUCCAGAGCUUUUUGUUGACCUUUAUCUUUAUAGAUUCAGUGUUUCAUUGUUCUCGGUGGUUCUCUGUACUGUAGCUAGUUGUUUAUCCUGUGUGUGUUGUUGAUCUGAAAUGGUUUUGUUCACUGAUAACACAGUGUAUUCUCUCCCCUCUCCUCUCCUAAUGUUAUAGAGUAGUAGUAGUAGUAGUAGUAGUAGUAGUAGUAGUAGUAGUAGUAGUAGUAGUAGUAGUAGUAGUAGUAGCUGACCCUAUCCUCUUCUCUCCUCUCCUCUCCUCUCCUCUCCUCUCCUCUCCUCUCCUCUCCUCUCCUCUCCUCUCCUCUCCUCUCCUCUCCUCUCCUCUCCUCUCCUCUCCUCUCCUCUCCUCUCCUCUCCUCUCCUCUCCUCUCCUCUCCUCUCCUCUCCUCUCCUAAUAUAUUCCAUUAUAGAGUAGUAGUAGCUGACCCUCCUCUCUUCUCUCUUCCUGCUGUUCCCUCUGUCAGGCCCACAAUGUCUCUGCUCCCCCCGUCCUCUGAGCAGCUCUCUGGGGGCUCGGCCACACUGGCCUGACUGCUGAGCGGCUACUCCCCCCAGGGGGCGAUGGUGAGCUGGUAGGUGAAUGGGAGGAGGUGACGGAGGGGGUCCUGACCACCACAGAAGAAGAGAAGGGUGGCCUCUACAGCCACAGCAGCACCUUGACCCUGAGCAAGGCACUCUGGGUAGUGGGAGAGGUGUACACCUGCAGGGUCACCCACUACGACACCAGUGAUUCAGCCGCCUUCCGGAGAAGUCACUUUAGUGUC